GGACAGGGGCAGGCAGGACCAGCAGGACCAGCAGGACCAGGAUGGCGGCUGCAUCGCCCGCCCUCCCCUCGCCGAGCAGCCUUUACGUCACCUAAGGGCUUUCUUUCUCGCGCUCCCCCGCGACCGGCCGCGACGCCUCCAGAGUGUGACAGAGACAUAGGGGGACGAAACAUGCUCCACCUGACACGCGGACUACCUGUACUUUUCCGGACGAGACGUAAACGCCUCUGUCAAUAUUGUUUAAACAAGGCAGUAGAACACUGUAUUAUGUCACUGCAGAACUGGAAACUAUGUUCGAAUAAUCUGACGCGGAAGGGAAGAGACAAAAUAAAUUGUUUAGGUUGUAAUGGAAGAGUCUCCAUGCCAAAAAUAUAUUCUCGUCUUUCGCCAGGAUGGUUGGAAAAGGCAUUUUACAAGAAUACGCUGGUAACUUUCCUGUGGCACAUGUUUAAGUGAACCGCGCAUUCGGUGGCACCCUCGUCAUUCUAGCCAACCCUUGCAAAAUUGAUGAUCACAUUGCUGAAACAUCACGGUGCUGGAUCAGCAAAUUCCCAUGAAAUAAAACAAAAAUUAUCAAUUGACCAUCUUUAUGAUAUGUUUGGAUAAGCAAGAAAAGACUAUGCAUUCAUUGUUUUUACUGUUUUAUGUUAUAGUGCUGUCAGCCUGCUUGUCAUUCUGCCGUCUGGUAACCAUGGCAACAUCAUACAAACAUAAACUAAAACUAGGUUAUGUUCAUCUGUUUAUUGAUCCAGUUAAAAGACACUUGACGUUAAAUAUGCCUAUUCAUGGACUUCUUUUUACUGAAAAGGACUCCUUUUUAAAAAUAUAUUGUCGAGCAACACAAUGAGGCUAUUGUCAUCGUGUUUGCGUUCGUGGAUAUCUUAAUGUCUUAGCUGUGCAACUAGUGAUCUGUGCUGGAGUGCCUUACAGUAUACUUAUUGGAAUUAUGGAGAACUACACUGUGACAGGACACAUAGGUGAAGGAGCUCACGGGUUAGUUUUGAGAGGGAAGCACCUACCCACUGGACGAGAAGUAGCUUUGAAGAAAGUAAAGGUUAGACGUUUAGAGGAUGGCAUUCCAAUCAGCAUCCUACGAGAAAGCAAAAUCCUCCAAACUGUGGAUUGUCGCUAUGUAGUGAAACUUCUGGACUUUUUUCCUCAAGGCUUGGGCUUUGUAUUGGUGUUUGAGAUGAUGCCAUCAGGCCUGUGGGAAAUGCUUCAUGACAUAGACAAUCCGAUUACACCUGCACAAGGGAAAAGCUACAUGAGAAUGCUAUUAAUGGGACUCAACUAUCUGCACAACCACCACAUUAUGCACAGGGACUUGAAGCCAGCAAAUUUAUUAAUUAGCUUCGAAGGAGAGCUAAAGAUUGCGGAUUUGGGACAAGCAAGAUUAGUUUGGACAGACACAAAGGGAGAGUCCAGACCCUACACCCAUCAGGUUGCAACCCGCUGGUACAGGGCUCCUGAACUACUGUACGGUGCAAGAUUCUAUUCUAAAGCUGUUGAUCUUUGGGCUGUUGGCUGCAUUUUAGCAGAGGUCAUCAUGAAAAGCCCCAUUUUCCCAGGUGAGACAGAUAUUGAACAAUUGGCUAUGGUCAUAAGUAGCCUCGGAACACCAACAGAAGAUAAUUGGCCUGGCUUAACAUCACUGCCCGAUUAUAACAAAAUAACAUUCCCUGAGUCACGUAGAGUGCCUUGGGAAACACUAGUACCUGACAGCCCCCCUGAAGCUUUAAGUCUUAUUCAAUGCUUCUUAUUAUAUGAUUCUGAUAAAAGAAUAUCAGCUCAGGAGGCUUUGGGACACUCAUAUUUUUUUACACCACCACUUGCAUGUCCUCUAGCUGAAAUGCCUAAACCAAAAGACGGUCACCGCAACAAGUUCAUAGACAAAGAAGUGAGAGCGGAUGUACCGAUAGAUGAAUUAUUUAAAGAUCUUGCAGAUUUUGUACCAUGACAAAACAGAGUCUUAACUGAAUAAGACCUUCAUUUAACACAACAAUUAAUUAGGAUAACAAUCCCCUCAGCA
Thrips palmi is the source of this 2029-nucleotide messenger RNA. RefSeq names its product cyclin-dependent kinase 20-like. Gene Ontology annotation, biological process: protein phosphorylation. The transcript is spliced from 6 exons. The coding region runs from base 947 to 1957 and encodes 336 amino acids. Gene Ontology annotation, cellular component: nucleus. Gene Ontology annotation, molecular function: ATP binding; cyclin-dependent protein serine/threonine kinase activity. NCBI's taxonomy places the organism in Eukaryota, Metazoa, Arthropoda, Insecta, Thysanoptera, Thripidae. The record is from RefSeq and is a predicted model, not a curated record.